ACGUCGGGGGGCGGGGAUUGCCCGUGUUGUUACCACAGAGAUGAUCAUACGCGUUAUUUGCUCCAGCGUCCACCGAGGACUUUCACUAGUUAUCACAGGAUUGUUUUGGAAAUAACGUCGCGGCUCUGGGAUCAAACUGCAGGUUAUCAGCCAUGAUGCCAUCCCGUCCGUGAAGAGAGACCUUCCUUCAGAGAAGAAACCGAAUUUAUUUUCCAGGUUUUAGCACGAUGCAUACCACACGCAGCCCCUCGUCUAUCCCGACAGGUUCCCCUGGAGAUGCCCCGGAACUCAGCCUGCUCGGCUCCCGGCUCUCCGUAUCCAAACGACCCAGCAGUGCAUCUCCAGGGAAGCAUUUCUCUCGGUCUGUGUCGGUAUUUGUGGCUGCUGACGGCAGAGGGAAACGCAACGCGCUGAGCUACACCAACACCGGGAGCUGCCGUUCCAUCAAGAACCUGAGGCGGUCCAACAGCACCACUCAGGUCAACCAGCAGGCUAACCUUAGUUUAAGUCAGGAGCAUAGUGAGGACUACCUGACUCUGUUCGAUGGCAGCUCUGAUGGACGAAAGAAACUGGCGAGCCUCAGGAAGACCUCCCCAGAGAGAACCACAUGGAACAUCCUGGAUGAUCAGCCCAGGACCUUUCCGCCAUAUUCGACCUCCCGUAGCACCGGCAACAUGGACCCUCCCACCAGCCUGAAGAAAAAAGAGCCUGGCAUCCCUCUGGCUGCCACCUUCACUGCCAACAACAGGAGCAACAAGGGAGCUGUGGGAAACUCUGUCACCACUAUUUUGCACAAUAACAACCCUGAGAAGCCGCUUACACCAAAGAGCUCAAACCAGAAGCCAUCUUUCAACAACAUCCUAAAGGCCACAGCAAACGAUGAGGUCCUGCUGGAGAACGGUUCUGUCACAAAGUCUCAGAAGAAUUUCUGCUCCUCGUCUUCCAUCUCCAACAACAGAUCUCUGGUGUCGGCUCAACACUGCAGCCCAGUCCCACCGCGGAGGAGGGAAGUCACAGAGGAGGAGGCGGAAAGGUUUAUUCAGCAGGUGAACCAAGCUGCAGUCACCAUCCAGCGCUGGUACAGGCGUCACAUCAAGAGGAAACAAAGCCACCAGGUGGCCCUUGAACAAAUUCUCACCAAUAAAAGAAAGGAGUGCGAAGGGAGACAAGAGGAGGACGAUCAUCUGGAGCAGCGGCGAGGUGAAGAAAGGAAGCGGAUUCGUGAGGAGAAAGCUCGUCUUGCCCGUCUCGCUGCCAUCCAGGAGCUGCAGCAGAAAAGAGCUCAGCAAACUGCAGAGGUGCCCCAAGCAGCAGAGUCAGAGCUGGAAAACCUAUGGCAAACUGGUGGCGCGGGAAGGAAGAAGCAGCCCGAGAUUUCCAUCACCAGCAGAAGCCCGACCUCCCCGAACAACAACAGUUCCCCCAUGUCGCCCACUGACACCAAAACUAAGAACACAGACUCUAAUUUAAACAUCACAUCUGACUUAGGAGAGUUGGGCUUCAGAGCCAUUUCUCCUGCUUUAUCCAGUAAGAAAGGAUCUCAGUGCUCCCAGGAGCUGCAGCAGAGACCAGCACAGUGGACGGCAGAGGAACACCAUGUAUCCGAAGUGGAGCUUGAAAACCAGAGACAAACUGGUGCAGAAGGACAGAAAAAACUUCUACGGAUCCCUCCGACCAACAACAGUCUAGUCUCACUGAGCAACAACAACCCAAAGUCUCCCACAGACACCAAAACUAAGAACACAGACUUUAAUUUAAAUGUUGUAAAUGAUGGAUUGGAGCUUGGGUUCAGAGCAGUUUCCCCAGGUUUUUCACAUCACAGAGGAUCCCAAUGUUCCCAGAGGUCAGUUAGUGUGGAGGACCAGCGGCAGGUAGCUCAGUCUAAAACUACCCUGAAUGAGCUGCUGGACACCCUGAAGCUGUUGGAGCAGGAGCCGGAGAAACUGUCAGAGCCAAGGUGCUAUCGGAAGGAGAAGUAUGCCUGGAUAGACGAGGACGGGGACUCUCUGACCACGGAUAACCUGGAGCGCCAUGGCCAGCUCAAUCACAAUCCUGCACUGCCAGACAGGGGUGCUCUGCUCUCUGAGGCCAAGCUGCAGAGCAUUAUGAGCUUCCUAGACGAGAUGGAGAAGUCAGAACAGGAAAGGCCACGAUCGGUCACCUCUGGGUCACAUAGAGAGGCCGUGUUGUCUGAGGAGGAGCUGCUUGGUGUUGAUCAUGUGUCGGCCACCGCGGCUGAAGUCAGCAGCUCCAUGAUGAGGAUCAAACUGGAGCUUGAGGAGAAGAAACGCACCGUCAACAUGCUGCAGGCUGCAUUGACUCAGCAGAGGGAACUGACAGUGAGACACGUGAAGGAGACAGAGAAGGAGCUGAGCAGGAACUUCCAGCUCCAGAAGGAACAGUAUGAAGCCACCAUCCAGAGACACCUGACCUUCAUAGACCAGCUGAUCAAUGAUAAAAAAGCUCUGAGUGAGCACUGUGAAGGCGUGGUGUCCGAGCUAAAGCAGGUGGACCAGAAGUACACCAAGAAGAUCGCGCAUAUGCAACAGCAGCAUGAAAUGGUGUGGCAAAUUCUCGGCCCCUUGUGUGAGGAGAUUAAAAAGUUGAAGGACCUGAUGAGCGCCACGGAGAAGAUCCGCAGAGAGAAAUGGAUCGAUGACAAAACCAAGAAGAUCAAAGAGAUCACAAUCAAAGGGCUGGAGCCGGAGGUCCAGAAGCUGAUCUCAAAGCACAAACAGGACCUGAAGAAGCUGCGAACGUUGCACGAAGCAGAGCUGCUGCAGGCCGACGAACGAGCAGCUCAGAGAUACGUCCGGCAGUGUGAGGAGCUGCGACAGCAGCUAGAGACGGAGAAGGAGGAGCAGUGUCAGAGAGAGAGGGAGCUGGCUAAGCAGAGGUAUGAGAAGCAGCUGCAGGAGGAGGAGCUGUCUCUGCAGCAGCAGAGGAGGCGUCUCUACAAGGAAGUAGCUGAUGAGAAGGAGAGGCUGGCAGAGCUGGCUGCCAGGCAGCGAGGCGAGCUGGAGGAGCUGCGGCGGCAGCUGGAGGAGAACAGCUCGCUGGCCGGUCGAGCUCUCAGGGAGGAGACGGACAAGAGCCGAGAGGAGCAAGAGAGGAGGCACCAGAUGGAGAUGAAGAUGCUGCAGGAACGUUUGGAUGUUGAGAAGCAGACGUGGGAAGAAAACUAUAAAAAGAAGGAGGAAGCCUGGAUGCUGAGCCGUGAGCGCGAGCUGAAGGAAGAACUGCGGCGAGAACGAGACAAAGAGAUCGAGCUCGCCAUCUGGACCCUGGAGGAGGAGACGAGCAAGGACAAGGAGGCGUGUGAGCGAGCUGCAGACAACAGGGUGAAACGCCUGAGGGAGAAGUAUGAUGCAGAGCUGAGGGAGCUGGAGCACUCGGAGAGGGCAGCAGUGGAAAAAGUGCAAGAGCUGAGGAAGCAGCAGGUGGAGGCAGAGGGAGAGCUGAUCCGACUGCAGGCCGUGCUCAGACAAAAAGAACAGGAGAUCCAAGACAUCACCCAGACCAAAGACAAGUUGGCUGAAGAGCGCCGCAGCCUGGCCGAAGUGAUAAGGCAGGAGUUCGCAGACCGCCUGGUGAUGACGGAGGAGGAGAACCGCAGACUGAAGGUGGAGGUGUCAGAGGUCCGAGCAAGGUCGCGGUUGGAGGUGGAGAGGAUCACCCACGAGAAGGAGGAAGAGCUGGCUGAAGUCCACCAACGGGUGAAGUCGGCCAUCUUGAAGAAGGAAGAAACUGUGAAUAAUCUCCGGAAGCAGUAUGAGGCUGCUCUGAAGAGGGCGGACCACCUGGAGGCUCUGUGGGAGCAGCAGAGGAAGCAGCUGUUGGACAAGUGACUGACAGGAAUGCCUGCUCUAUCUCCACCCCCUUGAGUUGGUGGGGGUAUUUUCUACCUGCAAGACUGAACCUGUGGAACUGCAGAUGGCUUUAAAUGUGCCUACCUCAUUUGUAAAAGGCAACUGUCCGGGGUUUCAGUGUAAAACCCCCCUUUACCCUGUCCUCCAGGCAUAAAAGAGGGUGUUGCUUUGGUACUCCCCUCAUUUAUCUGCUACAGACUGGAUGGCACUAGAUUAAAGGAGGGACUCAGCAGGGGUCGCUCCCUAUAGGGAUUCAUCAUUACCACGCCAAGCAUGAGCUCUCUGCCUGAAGCAGGUCAAGUUCUCGGUGCACCCUUUAAUCACUGACUCGUGUUUUUAUCGCCGUUUCCCCUGAAGGAGACUACUAAUUACAGAGCUUUAUCCUAGCAGCCCUGGAUUCAGCUCUGUUCCUGCUACUAAAGUUGGGAUCCAAUGAAACAUUCUGAUGAAAUUCACCAAGACUGGUUACAGACUGAAGUUAGGAAGGAUGCAGGAUGUCAAAAAAGAAAGCAAUGGGACAUUUGGGCAAAGAAUGUUUGAGGUUGGAUAAUUGCAGAGUGGUUCUGAGGGUAUUUGAAUGUGAAAAAGUGGAAGAGAAGGACAUGCUGGGAAUGUAGGGAAGAGGGAAUACCAGAAAAAAUGUUUUCAGAGCUGGGACAGAGGAGGGUGGGUUGGCUGGGUCUGAGAGGGCACAGCACAUGUGACUUAAGGCAUGUUGAUCUUGAGGCUUCACUAUGACAAAAUACAACCAGCUCAAUAGGGGAACAGAGAUCAGCUCCACACCUCGCAGCAGCUGGGAAUCAGUUUUAAUGUUUCCAGAUUUCCUUCUCGCAGGAAGUGUGUGUGGAUUCGAUUUCAGUAGGAGCCAUUCAUAUCCUACACCUAUAACUUUUUAUUUGUGUUGCAGUGCAAAUCUCUAAACCUGGAAGUAAAGCCUAUUAUUUAGGUCCAAGAGAGUGAAUGGCAUGAUGGGAAAUUCCAAAAGGCUUCAAAUCUGAAUAUUUAUUCCUUAUUUCACCUUUUCUUUAUUGCUGCACUCAUACACUAACAUUGUGGUGUUACUCCACAGAACAAUCCUGUUAAACACGUCAACUGUUCUUUUUUUGUUGCUUUUUUCAGAAAAUUAAUUAAUUUUAAACAGUGCCAUUUUGUAAUCUAAAGUUUACUCUUCAUAUUUUAUUUGUUAAUCUAAUGUGUGAAACACAUUGCUGUUGUAGAAUAGAGGUUGAGUUUGGCGGUUUGUAACGGUUUAUGCAGAUCAGAACAAUGACCGUUUCUCCUGGUCGCUGGCAGAGCUUCGCUGCUUCAGGGUACUGGUUGGAAGCAGAGCCAGCAGACAUUUAUCACAUGUUCCCCCUCACAUCCCAGUGUGACGAGUUCACCACCACUCCUCCUGUUGUUCAUAUUAUAUAGUCCCAAAUUAUUCCCGAUGGAUUUAUUUUCCGUGUCUGAUAUUUUCUACAUCUGUAAACAUGUGUCUGAACAUAGAGCUCCUGAACGCAGCGCUUCCUGUUAAAAUUUAGCCUGUUCUUGUUUUGUUUGUUUUCACGGGGGUUGAUAAAAGUACUGUGACCUGAACGAUGACUGGUUUGUCUGCAGAAAGAGAAUAAAGUGCAAACAGUUUGUUA
Girardinichthys multiradiatus is the source of this 5497-nucleotide messenger RNA. It is a transcript of the gene cep131, whose product is annotated as centrosomal protein 131. Bases 228 to 3848 code for a protein of 1206 amino acids. The record is from RefSeq and is a predicted model, not a curated record. Gene Ontology annotation, biological process: regulation of centrosome duplication; intraciliary transport involved in cilium assembly; cilium assembly. Gene Ontology annotation, cellular component: centriolar satellite. Gene Ontology annotation, molecular function: protein binding. Lineage: Eukaryota; Metazoa; Chordata; Actinopteri; Cyprinodontiformes; Goodeidae. The transcript has 28 exons.